This is a messenger RNA of Hevea brasiliensis (rubber tree), 1855 nucleotides long. Its product is annotated as xylan glycosyltransferase MUCI21-like. Gene Ontology annotation, molecular function: glycosyltransferase activity. Lineage: Eukaryota; Viridiplantae; Streptophyta; Magnoliopsida; Malpighiales; Euphorbiaceae. The record is from RefSeq and is a predicted model, not a curated record. The coding region runs from base 292 to 1311 and encodes 339 amino acids. The transcript has 2 exons.
GUCAAUCCACAAGGUUUUUAAAAUGGCAGAUCCGAAGCCCUUCUCUCCCCUUCCCUUCAUCUUCCACUCUCUCUGCAACAAAGAACUAUAUAUAGAUAGUUUACCAUACAGGCAAUGGAGAAGAAGUAGAGCUGCCUCUCUCUCUUUCCCUCCGCAGACUUUGAUCUAUGAGUAGCUAUUCAUGACAGGUUUUUUCUUCCAAUGGUCACCUCAAGAUCUUCAAAACAAGGCCAAGACUCAGAGUUUUCUCCAGUAUAUGUAUACAUAUAAAGAAAGGGUGGUUAAAGAUUGAUGGCACUACACAAGAGAAAGGAUAUUUCAAAAGCAGGGAUGUCUGCUUGGUGCAUAGUCUGCUCAUUGGUUCUGCUUCUACUCCAUAUCAGCAUGUCCUCAAUUUCUGUGUUCAAUAUUAAAACUAGUUCAGAGAAGCCACGUGCAAAAUUGAGGACGAUUACCAGACAAGGUCCGCAGUUUCGUCUCGGAGGCCAAAUCAGCUGCGACCGCAGUCAGUUGCGCUAUGAUCUCUGCUCGGUCAACGGCUCAACUGUUCUGGACCCCACAACCUCUACUUUCUUUCUCGUAGGCCCUGCCAAUCCAAAUUCGGUGGAAAAAAUCAAACCUUACCCUAGAAAAUUCGAUGAUAUCAUCAUGACCCAAAUCAAAGAACUCACUCUCACCUUGAGCCCAACAAGCCCACCAUGCGAAAUCCAACACAGUGCUCCAGCCCUAGUAUUCAGUGUCGGAGGCUAUACCGGAAACUUCUUUCACGACUUCAAUGACGGAAUCAUCCCUCUCUUCAUCACUGUCAACACCAUCUUCCCCGAUCAAGAUUUCGUCAUCGUUAUCUCAGAAGCUCCUAGCUGGUGGGUCACCAAGUACGUAGAUUUUCUAAACGCGUUCACGACACACCCGAUCUUGACACUCAACGACACGACGAGGACCCAUUGUUUUCCUUCAGCAGAAUUUGGCCUAAUCUCGCAUGGCUUCAUGACGAUAAACCAAACCCUAAUGCCUAACCAAAGAACGUUCCUGCAUUUUAGGGCUCUUCUGGAGAAAGCUUAUAGCCAAAACGUUUUGAACCCUCCAACUCCAAGCCUAGAGUCUCGUCCACGGCUCUUGCUUGCGAGCCGCAAGGGAAGCAAAGGACGUGAGAUUGUGAAUGAGGAUGAAGUAAUUGAGGCGAUGGAAGAAAUUGGUUUUGAAGUGAUUGUUUUUGCACCCAAGGCUAAUACCUCCUUGGUUGAAUCUUAUGCACUGAUCAAAUCAAGCCAUGCAUUGGUUGGGGUGCACGGUGCAGCACUUACACACUAGUUGUUUCUACGUGCAAGGGCAGUGUUUGUGCAGGUGGUUCCAAUUGGGAUCGAGUGGGCUUCCGAUGCUUUUUUUGGGAGGGUAGCAAGAGGGUUGGAUUUGGAGUACAUGGAGUACAGGAUUGGAGUGGAAGAGAGUAGCUUGGUGGAAAAAUAUGGGAGGGAUAGCUUGUUGUUGAAGGAUCCUCAUGGUAUUCAGGUUCAGGGGAAAGGGUGGCCUCCUGAGAUCAUGAAUAUAUAUUUGAUGGAGCAAAAUGUGAAGCUUGAUUUAGGAAGGUUUAGGGAAUUCUUGAAGAAACCUUACAGCAAGGCCAAGCAAUUCAUGGACAGGCACGGUUAAGGGGAGAUUUUAUUUUAUUUUAUUUUAUUUUCAAAUGGUUAAGGGAAGAUUGAAAUGUUAUUGUACUGAACAUGUAAUCAGAUAUGCUUUUGAUUCGAUUUACUUUUUGGUCUUUCAUUUUAAAUCUUUAAUAUUUAUAGUUGAUAAAGAAAACUCAUGAAAUUAGGCAACCAUAUCAAUAAUUUUAUAGCGUGUUUGUUUAUUA